Molecule: messenger RNA, 1549 nt
Organism: Dermochelys coriacea (leatherback sea turtle)
Lineage: Eukaryota; Metazoa; Chordata; Testudines; Dermochelyidae
Gene: EMG1
Product: EMG1 N1-specific pseudouridine methyltransferase
Exons: 5
Coding region: 27-905 (292 amino acids)
Biological process (GO): rRNA base methylation
Cellular component (GO): nucleolus; small-subunit processome
Molecular function (GO): rRNA binding; rRNA (pseudouridine) methyltransferase activity
Source: RefSeq, a predicted model, not a curated record
AGCCGGACACAGGGCACGUGACAUCGAUGUUUAGUUUCUCUUACCGGAAGCAGCCUGUCGCACACCGGAAGUGCUGGGAAUAUGGGCCGAUUUCUAGACUCCGUCUCCGCCGCAGCUGUGACGCUGCUUCCGGUUCUAAGAUGGCGGUGCCCAAGCGGCAGCUCCGAAGACCAGUAGGGGACGCGGCGGCAGAGACUGACCCGGCCCGGGAGGCGAAGCAGGCCUGGGGGCAGCGGCGGCGGCUUCUAGUGCUUCUCGAGGGAGCGAGCCUGGAGACCGUGAAGGUUGGGAAGACGUACGAGCUGCUGAACUGCGACAAGCACAAAUCGCUGCUGCUGCGAAGCGGCCGGGACCCAGGGGAGGCGAGGCCCGACAUCACACACCAGAGCCUCCUGAUGCUCAUGGACAGUCCCCUGAACCGGGCUGGCCUGCUGCAAGUUUACAUCCACACCCAGAAGAAUGUUCUCAUUGAAGUCAAUCCCCAGACCAGGAUUCCCAGAACCUUUGAUCGGUUCUGCGGUUUAAUGGUUCAGCUGCUACAUAAACUCAGUGUCCGUGCAGCUGAUGGGCCCCAGAAACUGUUGAAGGUCAUCAAAAAUCCAGUGACUGAUCAUCUCCCUGUGGGCUGCAUGAAGAUAGGCACCUCUUUCUCAGUCCCCAACGUGACGGAUGUGCGUGAACUGGUUCCCACUGCAGAGCCUGUUGCAAUUGUUGUGGGAGCUUUUGCCCAUGGCUUGGUAAGGGUAGUGGUAGCUGACACACCUCUUCUCCCAUCAUUGAUUGCAUGGUGGAGCAGACAACCUGUCAUGGGAAGCAGGGGACUCUUUCCCUUUCAGUAUACAUCAUGGUAUUCCUGCUCUACAGAGAGGAUGCUGUUGAUGCAAGGCCUGUGCUCACCUGCAUGAUUGCUUAUGUUAAGGGGGUAUUCCCUUUCAAUUCCUCUCCCAGAAUUGCACUGAAAUUUUAUGAUCUUAUGCCACAGCCAUGCUAACCCACUUCACCUGGAUGCAAAAUGGUAUGAGUUAGUAGCUGUCCUGCCCUACUUCAAGGGUGGGUGCAUAUCAGUUUUGGGUGGAUUGCUGUACAUAGUGUGAAAAGUACUGAAGUGCAGCAGUAGGGUCAGUGGUUGGGGAUGUUAACUGACUGGAUAGUAACAUGGAUUUCCUACUUCCCCCUCAUUCUUCUCUCUCCCCAGCUGAAUGUUAACUAUACAGAGAAGAUGAUCUCCAUCAGCAACUAUCCCCUCUCUGCUGCCCUGACCUGUGCCAAGAUCACCACAGCCUUUGAGGAGGCAUGGGGGGUGGUGUGAGCCCUCCAAAUUGGCCCUGUGGAGUAGGACUCUGAUCUUUCUAGAAUUGGCAGCUGUUUUUCUACUCGUGUGUGUAAGGAGCACUGAGAGUCAACCUUGGCUGAAGGCUUAGUAGUAGACUUCAAGGCAUACUGUGCUGAGCUUUCCUUCCAUACAGGCUACUCCCAUGGUAAGAGGCCCAUAGGCACCCCUCUGGGGCUGCUCUUUCUCCUUAUAUUAAAAUUACUUUUGAUAAAGAUG